GGGUGACUCGGGGUUCCGUGGCUCCGGGGUCAGGACCGAGACUGACCCCGUGACGUCACCGGGACUACGUUCUCUGCACGUUCACGUUGUGACGUUGUUGUGUCGUUGCCUCAGAUCGUAAAAGUGUCCGCUGCGUCCGGACGAAAAGAUUAAAAAAAAAAAAAAAAACACGACACGUAAAAGUUUUUUAUUCAUUUUAUUUGAUUGUUUAUGAAACGCGCGCGGACACGUGACUCUCGGACCUGCAGCUUCUCAACGGACUCGAACAACUACGAUGUCUGGGGCAGAGUCUCUGGAGGAGCAGAGGAGGCGUCUGCAGAUGGAGGUGCAGCUCCUGGAGCAGAGUUUAAACACAGCAGACCUCACACAGAUCAGCUCAGACUCAGAAGAAUCUGUCAGCUCCGAAGACCAGGAACCCGACCAGAACCAGCCCGGACCUGGACCUGGACCUGAGGAGCUGCUGGAGCAGAGAGACGUUCUCCACAGAGAAAUCCAAGAACUAGAGAGAAGCCUGGGACCGUCCUCCCUCACACAACACCACCCAGAUGAGGAAGACGAGGAGAGCAGCAGUGAUGAGAGUGACCUGGAGCUGCCUCCGUCUCUGGACUCGUGUCUCCAGAUGAACCUGGUUUAUCAGCAGGUUCUUCAGGAAACUCUGGAACAACUGGAAACUCUGCUGCAGGAAAACGAGAGACAACAGAAGGAGCUGUUGGCCCAGUUGUCCGGUUCUGACCGAGAUCAGUCCAAACCCAAAGGUUCUGAGCACGUCGCCGCCAAACUGUUCAUGGGAAACUUCCUCAAGCCAUACUUCAAGGACAGGCUCACCGGACUGGGUCCUCCAGCAAACGAGGAGACGAAACAGAAGAACAGUCGGCUGGUCGGGAGUUUGGACUAUAGAAGACUGAAGACACGCAGAUGGGAGGGCUGGCAGAAGGUUCUGCUGAUCCACGCCGUGUCCAGAGACCGACUCAGGAAACUCAUCCAGCCCAAACUCUCCAGGAUGGACUUCCUGUCUCAGAAACUCUCCUCGGCCUCAGACUCAAACAAAGUCCAGAUCUCGGAGCAGAUCCAGGUUUUGGAGAAGGACAUCCAGGCGCUCAGAGAGAAGAAGGAGGAGGAGCUGAUCGGAGACAGAUACGAAGACGUGGACUGGACCCGGAUCUCCAACAUCGACUUCGAGGGCAGUCGGGAGCCCGGGGACCUUCAGUGUUUCUGGCAGAACUUUCUUCACCCGUCAAUAAACAAAGAUCGAUGGACGGACGCCGAGAUCUCCAGACUGAAGGAACUGAGUCUGAAGAACCACGAGCGGGACUGGACCAGGACCAGCGAGGAGCUGGGGACGUCUCGGACGGCGUUCAUGUGUCUUCAGACGUUCCAGCGUUUCUGCUCUUUGUCCCUGAGGAAGAAGACGUGGAGCUCGGAGGAGGACGCUCAGCUGCGCGCCCUGGUGGACAAGAUGAGGAUCGGCAACUUCAUCCCCUACACCCAGAUGUGUUACUUCAUGGAGGACAGACUCCCAGGGCAGCUCCUCUACAGAUGGAGUCAAGUUCUGGACCCGACGCUCAAGAAAGGCUCCUGGAGUCCAGAAGAAGACCGGCUGCUGCUCGCUGCUGUAGAGAAACAUGGAGCCAGAAACUGGUGGAAAAUCCGAUAUGACGUCCCAGGAAGAACAGACUGUGCCUGUAGAGACCGGUAUCAUAAUGUUCUGAAGCCUGAAAAUAAAAAAGGUCCCUUCGACGAACGAGAGAAACUGAUGCUGCGGAACUUGGUCCAGAAACACGGACACGGACGCUGGUCUAAAAUCGCGGCUGAGAUUCCGAACAGGACAGACUGUCAGUGCAUGAGGGCGUACAACAAACUACUGGGCGAGGCCGAAGUCUGCACUACCAAGGACGCGAGGCAAGGAGGCAAGGAGGCAAGGGAAGGAGGCAAGGAGGCAGGAGAGGAGACGAGGAGGAGAGAGAAGGUGACGGUCAAGGACACGGAGAAGAAAACGACCAAGAGGGAGCAAAAGGAAGCACAGAAGGAGCUAGGAAAGGAGACGGUGCAGGAGGAAGGAGUGAAGGGGAGGAGACAGACUGAAGACUCACCUCCGAGCUCCCAGAGGACGCUGAGGAAGAGGAGGAGGAGAUCUGAAUACUUGAAAGAUGAGCUCAUGUCCGAGGAGGAAGAGGAGCCUGAGGAGGUGACCUACAUGGACAUCAGUGACGAAGAGGAGAAUCAGAAGUUCCCCAGAGUCUGCAGUGACGAGGAGGAGCAGACGGGAGAAGAGGAGACAGGAGCAGAGCCUGAGGAGCAGACAGGAGCAGAGGAGCAGACGUGGGUCAGGCUGGACUUGGACCGGUGGGUUUCUGUGGACCGCCGGAGCAGGUCUGUGUUAUUCAGAGCUGUGUUCCUCCGUGAGCCCGAGGGGGGCAGCAGUGAGAGGGUGGAGCGCUGUACCAUCGUGGAGAAGUCUGGAUGUUCUGAGGUGACCAUCCCUCGUCCCACCGAGGUCUCCACCGGCCUCAAGAACCAAGAGAUCCACCACAACGCUCCUGUGAUGAUCAGGGCUGAAGACCUGUGUGUUCUUCUGCAGCAGCAGGCGCGCAAGUUCUCCCACAGCAGGAAGCGUCUGACCGACACGUCCCUGAGUUACAGUCUCCAGGCGGCCGUGGUCCCGUGGGUCGGUCACGUCAUCAUCAAAGAACCAAACCAGGACCUGCCCAGAACCGGACCGGGACUGACCAAGGACCUGCCCAGAACCGGACCGGGACUGACCCAGGCCCUGUCAAGCUCCAGACUGUUCCGGUUCUUUCUGCACGCGCUCAGAGUGGACGCUGAUGGCUGCAAACAGACGAUCGAAGAACGGCGCCGCCGUGAGCAGAUGAGGAACAGGACCGUGGCCGACCUGCUGAAGAUGAAACAAAUCAAACAAGACACAUGUCCAAGUCUGCCAGGACACGCCCCCUUUCCGCCAGGACACGCCCCCUCUCUGCCCCGGGCGCACAUGUACCCACCUCUCCUCCUCCGCCAGGUUACACAGACCCAAAUUGUCCGCCUGGCCCCUCCCCCUGGCACACAGAGCUCCGCCCCCCUCCUCGCCGCUCCACAGAACGUGCAGGUCUUGAUGCAGUUCCCGACAAACUCUUCAAACUCUCCUCAGACUCUUUUCACUUUGGCCCCUUCAUCACAGAACAUCCGCCCGGUCGUUGCCAGCGCCCCACCCUCAUCACAGAACAUCCGCCCGGUCGUUGCCAGCGCCCCACCCUCAUCACCAAACGUCCACCCAGUUGUUGCCAGCGCCCCACCCUCAUCAAUAAAUGUCUGCCCAGUUGUUGCCAAUGCCCCACCCUCAUCACCAAACGUCCACCCGGUUGUUGCCAGUGCCCCACCCUCAUCACCAAACGUCCACCCGGUUGUUGCCAGUGCCCCACCCUCAUCACCAAACGUCCACCCGGUUGUUGCCAGUGCCCCACCCUCAUCACCAAACGUCCACCCGGUUGUUGCCAGUGCCCCACCCUCAUCACCAAACGUCCACCCAGUUGUUGCCAGUGCCCCACCCUCAUCACCAAACGUCCCCCCAGCGCCUCCCUCCUCCACGCAGAGCUCUGCCCCCCUCCUCGCCGCUCCUCCUCAGAACGUCCAGGUGUUUGUGCCUUUACCUCCAAACCCCGCCUCCUCUUUGGCUCCGCCCACCGUCUUCACUGUCAUGGCGCCCGUGUCGACCCACCUCGGCCGACCCGCCUCUGCCCCGCUGCGGCGCCUCAGGCCGGCGCCCGCCCUUCAGCCCGGGACCUCCCCGUCUGCUGCCACUCAAAAUGUCCGCCCCGCCUCCCCCUCUCCGAAACAAAAUGUCUGCCUGUUCCGUGACUCCGCCUCCUCGCAGAAAGUUCACGUGGUCAAAGUUUAUCCUGCGUCUCCAGGACGACGGACUCAGAGCCAAUGGCGAGUCUCUGCGGCGGCGACGACGGCGACGCACGACGACAAGACGACGGACGACGACUCAGACACAGACCCACAGGCUCCGAGUCACUUCAACGCUCUGUCCGACCACGACUACACCUCACCGCCCAAUCACAGCGCUCCGUCUGCCGCCUCGUCCAAUCAGAGCCGAGCGCAGGACACAGGGGAUGAUGUGGAAGAGGAAGAGUCGUCUCCGGAGGGGAAGAGGAGGAGGAAACUGACGGUGAAGGCUCUGGCUCUGCGCCGCGACAAGGUUCAGAAACAGAAAAAACGUCUUUGCCCCGAGAAGAAACCGACGUCCAAACGAAGGAAAAAAACUCACGAGUCCCAGACGACCUCCUUACCUCCUACCUCCUUACCUCCUACACCCUUACCUCCUACCUCCUUACCUCCUACACCCUUACCUCCUACCUCUUUACCUCCUACACCCUUACCUCCUACCUCCUUACCUCCUACACCCUUACCUCCUACCUCUUUACCUCCUACACCCUUACCUCCUACCUCCUUACCUCCUACCUCCUUACCUCCUACACCCUUACCUCCUACCUCCUUACCUCCUACACCCUUACCUCCCACCUCCUUACCUCCUACACCCUUACCUCCUACCAUUGUUCUCUUGCCUCCUUUCCUUGCUUCCUUCGCUCCUCUUUCCUCAAACCCUCCUUUAAACCCUUCUCAUGUGUCCUUCCCUCGCCCCCUUGUUCCCUUGCUUCCUUCUAAUGCGUCCUUGCAUCCUUCCCUUGCUCCCUUGCGUCCUUCCCUUGCUGCCUCGUCUCCCAGCGUCCUCCUGACCGAGCUCUGUGAUUGGCUGGGAGCCGGGACACAUGACCUGAAGCUGGUGUCCCGUUGGCUGAGCGGCGAGGGGGGCGUGUCCGUGGAGGGCGGAGCCGCGACGCUGCCGUACCUGCCGCCGUUCGUGUGUAACCUGAGCGCUCUGAACACGCUGCUGCAGAAGAGGGCGGAGCUACGCAAGAACGCCGCCAAACUCCUCCCACAGACGCUGCCCCGGACCAGAGCCAAGACCGAGAACCGCCAAACCCGCGGCCAAUCACGGGCGGCGGUGGCAGCGGGGGCUGCGGACGGCGAGGGAGGAGGAGCCAAUCACAGCACAGACACGAAUAACAAACUGACCAAUCAGACGCCAGGAACAACUCACAAACUAGUGAAUCAGUCGGCCAAUCAGAGGCGGGAAACGGCACACGGAACGAGAGGAUCCACCAAUGAUGUCACAGGAACCGGUAGCAAACCGACCAAUCAGCAGCCAGGAAGCAGAAAACAGGCGGUCCAAAGAGCGGCCAAUCAGAAGGCAGGAUGUGGGUCAGAGCCGCUGUCCAAUCAGGAGCCAGCUCAGACGGAGGAGGCGGAGCUUACAGAGGCUGUCCGGCGAAUCGUGAGAGAGUGUUUAGGCUCAGACUCCGCCCACCAGCUGCUCAAGGCGCGCUUCCUGUCAAUCUUCACUCUGCCCGCCCUCCUGGCCUCACUGCAGCCAAUCACAGAGCAGUGGGACGCGGAGGAGCCAAUCACAGAGCAGCAGGAUGCAGAGGGGAGGGGCCCACAUGAAAGUUAAAAGAAGUAACAUCCUCCAGUUCUGGUUUAGUCCUGGUUUAGUCCUGGUUUAGUCCUGGUUCAGAUGGAGUUUUUGUUCAGUUAAAUUAACUUUGUGUAAACCUUUGUAUAAAAAAUUUUAUUUGUUCAAAUAAAAAUAUUUUCUUACUU
Molecule: messenger RNA, 5661 nt
Organism: Boleophthalmus pectinirostris (great blue-spotted mudskipper)
Lineage: Eukaryota; Metazoa; Chordata; Actinopteri; Gobiiformes; Gobiidae
Gene: snapc4
Product: small nuclear RNA activating complex, polypeptide 4
Exons: 21
Coding region: 275-5512 (1745 amino acids)
Source: RefSeq, a predicted model, not a curated record